CGGAAACUAACCCUGCCAGACACAGUAGCCAUUAUCUGCACAAGUUAUUCCGUCUGCUGGUCCGCAGCCCAGAUAAAAGGGGACGUGGGUCACAAGAUGGUGUCUGCUAUGGACCUUCAGGAAUUAUUGCUGCAUAUUUGUUACAAAAGGAAAUGGCUGAUCAAUACUACAAAUAUAGCAUGUCCAGUCAAAGUUUGCUUGACAUAGUAGACGAGUAUGCUGCAUGUGAAAGAGAAACGAACAACAAGCAGCCCAUUGCAAAAGUAAUUGGAAUUGUGAAGUUCAAGCCUUGCUUCAUUAUUCAGGGUCACGUCAUGAUCCUGUGGAACAAAAACGGCCGCACUUUUUCUGCAAAUAACUUGAUCCAUUUGGAGCUCGAAGGCGAAAUAUUUGUCCGGCAGCCUGGUUACUACAUUGUUUCUUCGCGACUAAAUCUACGGCAUCGAAUGGAAACACUCGCGUUUAGAAAUGAGACAAGACCAACAACCUUCAAGCACAGUGUAAAUCUGCUCUCACACAAGUAUGGAACAGUGGGCGUUUUAAUGCAAACAGAGAGAUCAAUUGAAAGAAAUGGUGUUAACUACACAAGUUUCUUGUCAGCGGUUUUCAAGUUGGAAAAUACUGACAGGCUCUCUGUGUCUGUAUCGCAUCCGGAAUUGUUAGAUAUUGACAAUCCCAAUGAUGAAUUUCUGGUGUACUACACUUAUGAUCUGCCUUACUAAGCUGAUUAUACAAAUAUAUAUACAUGCAUAAUUGAUAUAGUACAUUUCAAUGUUUAUUAAUUUGCUUGUUUUUUACAAUAGCAAAUGGAAUUGAUGCAUCAUUGUAUUUGUAUUAUAAUGUUUUCUUGUUGUUUUUUUCUACAGACAAUACUUUAGUGAUGAUAGUUCAAUUAUGUUAGGCAACGAUGUCAUAUUGCUUUAACUUUGCUUAUCAUUUACUUGCUUUUACCAGUAUUUAUCUCAGAUAGUACUACAUCAUUCAUCAUCAUCAUUUAAAACUGAUAUAUAACAAAAGAAACAUUAUAUGUAGUGUAUUUAAAUAUAACAAGGAACAAUUAUAACAUAAGUAUACAUACACAAUCUAAACGAGGUAAAAUACAAGCUUUUUUACUCUUCAAAUGCCCUCAUGUCUUGGUUAUGGCACAUGUAUAGACUUAGACACUUUCGCAACAUUCAUAACUGUCCAUGUAACCCACAACAAUUCUCGACUUUGUUUUUGCCAUCUUGCCUGGAACUUACUACCAAAAUCAACCAGAUAAUUACCGUCACUCUUGUCUUUUAAACAUGCUCUCAAUAAAGACAACCCAGCUCUUUCGGAACAACUCAAAGUUGAAUACAGAGAUAACAGAGACUCAAAACCAACAACAAUUAUUCUGCUUUCUUUACGAUUUUGUAGAAUUUAUGCUAUCAUAUAUUGAUAAGGGACACUUUUUGAUGACUUUCUUUAUACAUAGUCAUGUUAAUUUAUAAUCGUACCCAUGUUUUUACCGAAUAUAUAUGAACAUUAACAUAUCACUGAUCAAUUGCAUAAAAAAAUAAUUUCUUUUUCGACGUAAGACAGUGGUGUGAUUAAAAUCAAGUGCAGGUAAUAUGUUGUUUGCAUAUUGUUUGUGAGUUUGGCAACGUAAAAUUUAGAAGAGUCUCUCCAAACCUUGAAUUUGAACAAUAAGCUAUAGAGUGGUUGCAAUACGUUACUUGCUUCGAUACAUAUUUAAGGCUUUGAUAAAUUUCAUCAUAAACCAUCAACACAUAACGAAUAUGGUAGUAAAGUUACACCUCAUUUUGUAAACAACAGAUGGACGAUAUCUGUCCAACGAAAAGCAACCCAAAACAUCGAUUGCUUGUUCAAGUCGUCAUUUCUCAAUGUAAAAAAUAAUUAAAGCUUAUAUAUAAAGGUAUGUGAAUUUAAGAAACAAUGAGAUAGGGCACAACAUUGGCCCAUAAAAUGAAAGCUUUGAACGCCUAUAAGACCAUAGUUACAGUGGUUACACUGGUUUAUUAUAAGGCGUGUAUGCCUUGUGUAACAACCAGUUACAUCGAACAUUUUCAAGGUUGAACCUCAAAAGUCUAGUCUUCAUGUCGACAUCUUAGUUACAAUGAGUUACAGCAAAGUUUUUGGAAAGUUCAAAAAAGUGAUUUUUUUUCUUUCUCAAAUAUCGGGCUGGCGGUUACAUUGGUUGAAUUCGGUUACAUCAGAUUCACCGAAAAUUUUCAAAGUUCAACAUCAAAAACGUGUUUUCAUGUCGACAUCUUAUCAGAGUUAUGCAGUUACAUUACUUACAAUGAGUUACAGCAACCAUUUUAAAAAGUUUGAGAAAAUGUUGUUGUUUUUUCUAUCUGAAAUAUCUGGUUACGCGGUUACAUUGGUAACAACCGGGGAACAUCGGGUACAUCAAAAAUUUCAAAGUUCAACAUCAAAAAUCGAGUUUCCUGGUCGACAUCUGAUCAGAGUUAAGUGGUUACAAUAGUAACAAUGAGUUACAGUAAAGUUUUUGAAAUGUUUGAAAAAGUGUUGGUUUUUUCUAUCUGAAAUAUCGGGUUACGCGGUUACAUUGGUAACAACCGGUUACAUCGGUUACAUCUAAAAUUGUCAAAGUUCAACAUCAAAAAUCGAGUUUUCAUGUCGACAUUUGAUCAGAGUUAUGCGGUUACAAUUGUUACAAUGAGUUACAGCAAAGUUUUUGAUAAUGUGUGUUUUUCUAUGUCAAAUAACGGGUUACGCGGUUACAUUGGUUACAAUAAGUUACAGCAAAGUUUUUAAAAAGUUUGGAAAAGUGUUGUUUUUCUAUCUUAGGUAUCGAGUUACGCGGUGUCAUUGGUAACAACCGGUUAUGUCGGUUACAUCGAAAAAAAAUAAAGUUCAACAUCAAAAAUCGAGUUUUCAGGUCGACAUCUGAUCAGAGUUAUACGGUUACAAUGGUUACAAUGAGUUGCAGCAAAGUUUGAAAAAAAAAAUCUAUGUCAAAUAUCGGGUUACAUGGUUAGAUUGGUUACCACUGGUAAUAUCAGUUACAUCGAAAAUUGUCAAAGUUCAACAUCAAAAAUCGAGUUUACAGGUCGAAUCUGAUGAGAGUUAUGCGGUUACAAUAGUUACAAUGAGUUACAGCAAAGUUUUUGAAAAGGUGUGUUUCUUCUAUGUCAAAUAACGGGUUACGCGGUUACAAUGAGUUACAGCAAAGUUUUUAAAAAGUUUGGAAAAGUGUUGUUUUUCUAUCUUAGAUAUCGAGUUACGCGGUGUCAUUGGUAACAACCGGUUACGUCGGUUACAUCGAAAUAAAUUAAAGUUCAACAUCAAAAAUCGAGUUUUCAGGUCGACAUCUGAUCAGAGUUAUACGGUUACAAUGGUUACAAUGAGUUGCAGCAAACUUUGAAAAAAAAAUUCUAUAUCAAAUAUCGGGUUACAUGGUUACAUUGGUUACAACUGGUAACAUCAGUUACAUCGUAAAAAUUUCAAAGUUCAACAUCAAAAAUCGAGUUUACAGGUCGAAUCUGAUGAGAGUUAUGCGGUUACAAAAGUUACAACAAAGUUUUUGGAAAGUGUUUUUUUUCUAUCUGAAAUAUCGAGUUACGCGGUAACAUUGGUUACAACCGGUUACAUUUGUUAUAUUGAAAAAAAUCAAAAUUCAACAUCAAAAAUCGAGUUUUCUGGUCGAAAUCUUAUCAGAGUUAUGCGGUUACAUUUGUUACAAUGAGUUUCAGCAAAGUUUUUGAAAAGUUUGAAAAUCGAUCUGCAAUCAUAAAUAAAACCAUUCAUGAGAAACAAAAGCCGGUUCAACAACAGAAACUAAUAUUGCCAAUUGUCUUGCGUUCAUCGACAAUUUUGCCCAAAUCAUGCGAAUGAAUAUGUUAAAGUUUUAAACAUGAUUAACAUUAACUUAAAGCGGGUAACCAGUCAUCAAAAUUAAACAUAAUGGCAAAUGGCUCAAUAAAUUUACAAGGUUAUUUGAAUAUCGGAAAACUUAAUUAAAUAAACCGCUGUAUAACACGGAAAAUUUUAAAGGAUGUUCGGAUUGGUAAUUGUUUACAUAAGGCCAGUUGUGCAAACAGAAGCGUCCUAAAUGAAUAACAUGUUUUUGCCUCAAGUGUUUACAAAUCAAUACACGGUGCCAUAUUUUUCUAUAAAUUAUGAAAA
Messenger RNA from Mya arenaria, 4134 nucleotides. RefSeq lists its product as uncharacterized. The transcript has 5 exons. NCBI's taxonomy places the organism in Eukaryota, Metazoa, Mollusca, Bivalvia, Myida, Myidae. Gene Ontology annotation, cellular component: membrane. Gene Ontology annotation, biological process: immune response. The record is from RefSeq and is a predicted model, not a curated record. Gene Ontology annotation, molecular function: tumor necrosis factor receptor binding. Bases 153 to 722 code for a protein of 189 amino acids.